Messenger RNA from Lucilia cuprina (Australian sheep blowfly), 741 nucleotides. RefSeq names its product cytidine deaminase-like. The coding region runs from base 154 to 627 and encodes 157 amino acids. NCBI's taxonomy places the organism in Eukaryota, Metazoa, Arthropoda, Insecta, Diptera, Calliphoridae. The transcript is spliced from 3 exons. Gene Ontology annotation, cellular component: cytosol. The record is from RefSeq and is a predicted model, not a curated record. Gene Ontology annotation, molecular function: cytidine deaminase activity; zinc ion binding.
ACAUGCUGUAUGCCUCCGUCAAAACAAUCGAAAAAAUAGUAGUUUUUUUUAAUUAUAUUCCAAUAAGUAACACGCAAAGUGCAACUCACUAGUUUUUAUUAUUUAUUUCAUUGUUUUAGGAAAAAUAUUAACAUUAAUAAAAUUGAAUAGAAAAUGUCUUCUCCAUAUUAUAUAAAUGGCACCAGAGAAGAAUCAAAUAUUAAAGAGUUCGAAGAUUUAGCUGCUCCUAUUCAAGAACUUAUUAUGGCAGCUGUAGAGGCACGCAAAAAUGCCUACUGUCCCUAUAGUAAUUUUGCAGUUGGCGCCGCUAUACGCACUGCCGAUGGCAGCAUUUAUACUGGGUGCAACAUUGAAAAUGGAGCAUAUACGGCAGGAAUAUGUGCUGAACGUACAGCUGCUGCAAAAGCAAUUAGCGAAGGAAAACGUGAUUUUGUUGCUUGUGCUGUUGUAGCUUCACAAGAAGGUGUCUUUACCACACCCUGUGGUGUUUGUCGACAAUUUUUAGCUGAAUUUGCUGUCAAAAAAGAUUUUGCCCUUUAUGCCACCCGACCCUUAAGUCCACCUUUUCGUGUUUUAUGUACAACAAUACUGGAAUUGUUACCAAAGAAUUUUUCUCUCAAUAAAUAAAGUGUUAAAAUAACAAAAAUAUAAUAUUUAAAGAAGCCAACAUAUGUAUAUCAUGAUAAAGAUGUAUUUAUUUUAAUAAAAAUUAAUGUGGAACAUUAUUUUUAUUAAUAUUAA